AUGGCGACCGCAAUUUCCAAACCGACCUCUCAUACCCCGAAGAUGAAGCGGCCGCCCCCGCCUUUCGGCCAGGCCGCGGUCAACGGGGUCAAAGGCCAACAACUUUCAUCGUCACCCACCUCCGCCUCCAAACGCCCUCCAACAAGCGCCUCUGUUCACGCGAAUUCUAACUUCACAAAUGGCGCCGCCAAUGUGGUGAAUCCGCUCAAGGGCCCCCUUAACCGGACCCGGAAUCAGUCGCAAAGGCCCGUUGAUCAGCUCUCGCGAUCUGGCCGGCCAGUCACGAGAACAGCUGUGAUGGACCAGGCACACAGGGUUGGGAAAAAGGCACCAGAACCAUAUGUGAAAACUACAUCAUACAUCCUCAAGAAAUAUUCAAAGUCCCCUCCAUCUCUUAUUGUCCAUUUGCAUCCCACGCAUUUUCGAUUUGAGCAGCAAGAUGGUAGCUUCCCCUACAACUCCGAGAUGAAAGUCAUCAUUGAACACAUUCGCGCCGGAACUGUUCCACAUGAUCUGAUCGAAGAGCUCCUACGAGGCGGUGUACAGUUCUACGAAGGUUGCCUCAUCGUCCGCGUCAUCGAUCACAAGUCCGUCUCCGCGCAAGCAAGGAAGACCUCAGCGUCGUCAACCACCGAAAACAAUACCCCUUUCUCUCUACACAACUACAACGAGCAUGUUACGCCAUCGGCAUAUGUUCCAUACCCAAAACAGAAUCAGCUUACGUCUGACGCACAAGGCGCGAAGACCGACGGAACGCCAGUUCCAAACCAACAAGAUGGCCAGGAUGCGAGCGAGCAGGAAGGCCAGAACGGCAACCUACCGCAGAAGAGUGCACCAUCUAAGCCUCGAGUGUUUACCACCGUUCUCCACCCAACUGCACGAACCUUGCAAGCUGAAUUGACGCUGCUUGUCACGACUCCUGACCCAAGAGCCAACAAGAUAAAUCAACAGACCUCUUACGCAACAACCCCAGGAGGCACUCAGCCGGAUCGUGGAAACAUUGCGAAGAGACAGAAGACCAUUGUUGCACCAGAAGAUCUCCUGGAGUGCGAAGCCAAAAUGAUCCAGGCGAUGGCUCCCCCUCUAUUCCUGGAGCCUGUGCGUAGCUUCGACGCUGCCCAGGGGCUACUGAAAUUCCUGGAAAGUCCAUUGCAUUGCGACCCGCCACCUUCGCCCAAGCGCCGCAAGAGAACCAUUGCCGAACUCGCUGCAGACGAGGCAUUGGCAGCCGAAGAGGAGAGGUUCAUGCUCAUUAUGGACGAGCGUCUGGAACCUACAGCUUCUGGUACUGGUGCGUCAAAGGCCGCCGUUGUCGACGACACCGGUGGCGUCGCACCGUUUGAGCCCCGAUUCUCUCGAUUCAAGACAAUUGAGACGAUUCGCAUGCAGCAUGAGGAGAAGGCUAAACGCGAACACGAAAUCAAGUUGAAGCAAGAGCUGGCCAAGAGACAGCAGCAAGAACAAGAGCGAGAUCGACGACGCGUGGUCGAGCAGCGACAAGCUGAUGAGCACGCCAAGGAGGAAGCUCGCAGACAGCAAUUGGCUGCCCAACAGGCACAAGCUCAACUUGCUGCACAACAAGCAAACCGUCACGUCAUGGCUCAACCCAAUGGUAUGAACCAAGGACAACAGUCUUCGCCUAUUGUACGCAAUCAAACUCCGCACGUCACUUCCUCGCCCCUCGUUGGCAAUACUAUGCCGGCGCAGGCCGUCCAGAUGGCCAUGUCUCAGUCUGGGUCUGGCAGUCCGCCACGGCCACCAUCUGCUCUGCAACAUGCGCACGCCAUGAGCCAUCCGAUGGCUCCUUCGAGAAGUCAGCAAGGUCCAAGUCGACACGGCACUCCCCAGAUGACCCAGGGUACACCGGCCAUGUCACAUGCUACUCCGAUUAUGCGCAACGUGACACCGACCCAGCGGAUGAAUCAUGGCAGUCCCAACCACCCAAACAUGGCUCAGACUCCCAUGAUGAACCAGGGCAUGGGCGUUAAUCCACAGAUGAACGGCGCAAAUAUGCAGCACCUUAAUCCACACCAGCAGCAGAUUAUCAUGCAACAGCGACAGCAACAGUUGCUCGCACAGGGACAUCUCGGUCACAAUCAAAUCACACCUCAGCAAUUCGCCCAAAUGCAAGCCAAUGCUCAGGCCAAUGCACAUGCCCAGCAAAACAUUCAAUCCCAUCAACAGCAAAUGCUACAGGCUCAGCAGCAGCAUCAGCAGCAACAACAACAACAAAACAAUCAAAAUGUUCAGAAAGUGCCCCAGCAGAAUCAACAAGCAUACCAAGCUGAACUCAUGCGCGCUCAAUAUGCGCAGAUGCAAAUGGUUAAGCAAGGCCAGCACCCACAAAUGCAAGGCCAGCAAAAUCAGCCACAACAGGGUAGACCACAAAUGACACCCCAGCAACAGCAAAUGUUGAUGGCGGCCGCUCAGGCAAACGGUGGCCAAGCUCCUCAAACCCAGCAGAGCAUGCAACAACGAUAUGCCACCCUCUUCCAACAGCGACUGCUUCGCCUCCGACAAGACAUGUCGCAACGGCUUUUGCCUCAGUUUGGCCCACCGAGCCAAUAUCCACCCAACAUUGCUCAACAAUACAGCGCCGGACUGGAGAAGACUGCCAAAGCAUGGAUUCAAGAGCUGAUACGAAGAGAGCGCGAAGGUUUACCGACUGGCCAACCAGGCCAGCCAGGCCAGCCACGGAUGAACCCGAACCAGGCUGCUAUGAUGCAAGCUCAGCAGGCCCAGGCCCAGGCCCAACAAAUGCAACAACAAAAUUCGAUGCACGGCAUGAAUAUGAACAACUGA
Molecule: messenger RNA, 2802 nt
Organism: Penicillium arizonense
Lineage: Eukaryota; Fungi; Ascomycota; Eurotiomycetes; Eurotiales; Aspergillaceae
Exons: 3
Coding region: 1-2802 (933 amino acids)
Biological process (GO): regulation of transcription by RNA polymerase II
Cellular component (GO): SAGA complex
Molecular function (GO): transcription coregulator activity
Source: RefSeq, a predicted model, not a curated record